UAAAGUCAUUGUUGUUGAGUGAUGCGUAAAUUAAUUUUUGGUGCUUAAAAAAAGUGUUGCUGAUCGAAACUACUUUGAUGUUUUCAUUUUGCGUUCCUUAUGUAAAAAAAAACCGUUGAUUUCUUCUUGUGUGAAUCGGUUGUGUUGUAAAGGCGUUGAUUUUUCAAAAAAUAGAAGAAAAAAAAACUUCAUUUUAUAGAACAAAAAGUCAGAAAAUUAAUUUGAAAGUGAAAUUUACUAUUUUAUAUGUGGUUAAGGUUUUAUAAAGCUUUGAACAGUAUGUUUCAUUAGAAAACUUGAUUUCCCUGUUGCAAAAACUGCUAUAAAUCUGUCCAACUGAGUGUGACCCCUGAUGGAUUAAUUUCGGAUUCUUUUGAGCAUUCUUAUAACUGAUUUAUCAAAGGUCUUGAUAGCUUUUAAAAUUUGAUGACCUAGUCUUCAGCAGAAUUCUUAUUCAAGAAAAGCUUGGCACAUUACUGAAGUAAAAUAUUUCCAUUACUCUGCGGGUUUUCAGCUAUUUCUAAAACUAGAAAUAAGGCAUUCAUUAAUAUAGUAGGGACUGAUUGUGAUCAUAGUGUCCUGUAACCUUUAAAAUUUUGUUGCUAAACCUGUGAAUGGAUAAUAAGAAGAUCUAGUGUUAGAAAUAACAUAGGAUAAGUUUUGUAAGUGUCAAAACGAAAAACCCAAGUGUCACUUUAAGUAAACCAAAUUGACGUGAGUUUAUUUUUAAAAAUAUACAGUAAAACCUGUGAAGUUGACCAUUAGGAUGGGCCAAAAAAAGAUAAUUUUUAAUAAGCAACUUCUAAUAGCAAAAAAAAAAAGCUGUGUAUGGCCAUCCUAAACAUGGGAAAAAUAAUAAAAGAAAUUAAUAUUCAUGUCUUCAGAUCAUGCAUUGGCAGCAAAGUUUGAAAAAAAAGAGUAUGAACCCUGUAAAGUGGACGAGCAAAUUACCGUAAUGUGAACGAGCAAACUACCGUAUGCGACGAUAGGCGAUCAAAUGAACAUAGCUAAUUGGUCUUAGUUCCUCUGCAUUAGUCUUUGAUCAUUUUUAUUGACUAUGGCUUCCCAGUUUUUUAAAGUUGGAGAUCUAGUGUGGGCUAAAAUGAAAGGGUUUGCACCUUGGCCAGCCCAGAUAGAGAAACCUCCAAGUGAAAGUAGGUCACCUUCAAAAACUAAACAUCAAGAGUAUGUAUACUUCUUUGGAUCUAAAAAUUAUGCUUGGAUUCCGAAGAAGGAUAUUACUCCCCAUUCUAAGAAGAUGAUCCAGGCUGCUAACUUGAAAAAGAAAACCAAGCAGAUGCAAAGUGCAAUUGAUGAGAUUCUGCUAUUGAGUGAAAAUCAGCCUAAGAAAGCAAGACCUCAAGAUGUGGGAUCAGAUUCUGAAGCAAAUACAUCCAGAAAACUUUCACCAAGUAAAAAACGUCUUGCAGGUGCAAAAGAAGUGCCAUUAUCAAAGAGACAAAGAGAAAUGGAAAAAAGUUCUGAAGAGCAUAUCAAUGAAGUUGAUAGUAACAUGGAGGAGAGUAUUUGUUCUGAAGAACAGGUCGUGGAUUCUGAUUAUGAAAGUGAACAACGAAGUGAAACAAGCUCUGGUACAAGUUCUAGUUCGCGAGCGCAAUCACCUUGUCAUCGGAAGCCAAGUGCUGAAGUAGAGAACAAUGCGGUUCCAGAAAAACCUAUAGUCCUACAUGAUUCUUUUUCAAAUUUUUUGCAAGAAUAUAAAAAAGAGGGUGGUUUUAGCAAUAAAUUGAAAAAUCAUCACAAAAGAAAUCCCCAUCCAGCCAAUCCAAACCCUCCUGUUUAUGUGAAGAUACCAACUCCAGCAUCAUUGGAUAUCCUAACUGUAUGUGAUUAUGUUAGGGAAAAGAAAGUAGUUGCAACAAAAAAGAGGAUUGGAUUUAUAGGUUUAGGAGUUAUUGGACAAGGUAUUGUAAAAUCUCUUCUGAACACUGGUCAUGAUGUCACAGUUUGGGACCAUACUGCUGAAGUAUGCCAACCAUUUCUUGCUGCUGGUGCUCAAUGUGCCGAGACACCUGCUGAUGUUGUUUUGGCAUCAGACAUAAUCUUCUCCUGCUUGGAAGAUCAGGAGGAUGUAAAAAAUUUUGUGUUCUAUAGCAAAGGAGUUAUUAACGGAUUUGACCGCAGCUCAGAACCUGGAAAAAUAUAUGCAGAGAUGACAUUAAUUAAUAAACAGUUAUCUGAAGAUAUACGUAUAUAUAUUGUAAAACGAGAUGGAAAAUAUCUUGAAGCAGGUUUUUAUGGUACAAAGGAAAUGGCUGAAAAUGGAAAGCUAGUAUUAUAUGUUGCAGGCAAUCCAGCUGCAUAUAAAGAUUGUGAAUCAUGCUUUAAAGCUAUGUCUCGAACAAUGAAAUAUACUGGCACGAAUCUUGGAAAUGUGCCUAAUUUUGCCAUCCACAUGCUUGAAGGAAAAAUAUCUGCAGGUGUUGCCGAAGCAUUUCACAUUGCAGAGAAAUGUAACAUUUCUCGGGAGGAUUUUUUCAAACUCCUUAAACUUUCUCCAUAUUACUGUGAGUUGAUGAAAGAUACUGGAGAAGCUAUCCUUUCUAGAGAUUAUUCACCUAAAGUAUCUAUUUCCAGAAUACUGAAUGCAAUGAAAUUAGCGCAUGGAACGAGCUCAGGUGACGAUUAUUCUAGUUAUUUAGGAAAUGCUGUUCAAAGACUCUAUGCUAAAGCACAACAAUUCAAUUAUGGCUCACAUGACAUGAGUGCUGUAUAUUUAUUGUAUGGUUUACCUAGACAGAGUGUAACUUCUGCACAGGAAGUACAGCCAGAAUCAGACAGUGCAGCUAGUGACGGUCAUAAAAAGCAAUGAACUUCAUGGAAUGGAAAAUAAAAAAUUGUAUGUGUGAUGCAAACAUACCUUUUUUUUCAGAUGGCUUAAGUCAAUAAAGCUAAUGAGGCAAAAAAAAAAAUUGCCAACUUUCAAAAUUAAAUAUGUGAUUGCAUUUCUCAGCCUUGCUUUAGUUGCUUUCUGUGGAACUGGUGCUUUUCAAGUUUAGGGCUCACGUUUGUCUUUAUAUUCACCUGUAUUGCUUUGUUUUGAAUUAAAAGCAAAACUAAUCUUUUCUUUCA
Molecule: messenger RNA, 3093 nt
Organism: Uloborus diversus
Lineage: Eukaryota; Metazoa; Arthropoda; Arachnida; Araneae; Uloboridae
Product: cytokine-like nuclear factor N-PAC
Exons: 7
Coding region: 1058-2833 (591 amino acids)
Molecular function (GO): NADP binding; NAD binding; oxidoreductase activity, acting on the CH-OH group of donors, NAD or NADP as acceptor
Source: RefSeq, a predicted model, not a curated record